Molecule: messenger RNA, 3299 nt
Organism: Vigna radiata var. radiata (mung bean)
Lineage: Eukaryota; Viridiplantae; Streptophyta; Magnoliopsida; Fabales; Fabaceae
Product: ankyrin repeat domain-containing protein 50
Exons: 2
Coding region: 942-2996 (684 amino acids)
Molecular function (GO): protein binding
Source: RefSeq, a predicted model, not a curated record
UGGUCCAUUGGUUCUGUCUCUGAAAAUGUGCAGCAAAAGCACCCUGCUUCAGUUUAGCCUCUAUAAUUACUUCAAUACCUUUUUCAACAGUGAAAUCUCAUUUCCUUUGGUUGAAAUUCCUGCUUCUACCAUCAUUGCAUCCAACCCCUUUCAUUAUUAUCCAUGUCCUUUGCAUCCAACAAGAUGUUCACUGUUCUGAACCAUAAUCAUCAAUGAGAUUUUUAUUGGCAUCUUAGAGUUCCCUUUUGAGAUUCCAAGAAGAAAAAGGUUUCCUUUUUUUUUUUUUUUUCUUGAAUAUUACAUCCCUUUCUCAUGUUAUCUACUGCAAAUGGUCUUGUGAUCACUUUUAUAAACAAUAUUCUUCUUUGAAGUGUCUGCUACCUUUUAUUUGUUAACUUUGUGAGAACAAUUAUGGCUGUUUCCAUUCUUAUACCAUCUGUUUGAUAUUAUUAAUUGGAUCACAUCACCAACCCACGUAACCAGCCUGAGGGACCAUUCUUUUUCCUUGUGGUGCGCUUCUGAUACUUAUCAUACUCGAUUACUGAGUGUUUUAAUGGGAUUUUGCAACUAGCACUGUUCAACCCUUUAAUCAGUCUCAUGUGUGUGCUUUAGUGCUUUUCUACAUUUCUCACAUGUGAACUUCGGUUCCCUUUAUAACUUAAUUUGUUCUUGUUCAAUGUUAUAAUUCCCAUGUAAGCUUUCUUGUGUUGUUGUAUCAGUUUUCUAUAUUCCUCACACAGGUCCAGCUUCUAUCUGUACUCUUGUUUUGUUCUGCAUCAUCAGUUCCAUUCCACCCUCAAUUACUCUCUUUCUUCUUCCCCUUUCCCUUUUGCAAUCAUUGUUGUUCUUGUUUUCAAUUAUUAUCUGCUUUCAUAUUGGUAAAGUUGUUACUUGUAAGAGUUUUCAAAUCUCUAGAGUUUUUAGCCUUUCCAAUCUUGUCAAUGGCUCCUACAUACUUUCCUCUUCGUUGGGAGAGCACUGGGGACCAGUGGUGGUACGCAUCACCAAUAGAUUGGGCUGCUGCAAAUGGCCACUAUGACUUGGUUCGUGAGCUUCUCAGAAUGGACAGUAACCACCUUUUCAAACUCACUUCCCUGCGCAGAAUCCGGCGGCUGGAAGUGGUGUGGGAUGAUGAAGAACAGUUCAAUGAUGUUGCAAAGUUUCGGAGCGAGGUAGCACAGAAGCUGCUUCUUGAAUGUGAGUCAAAGAAAGGGAAGAACUCUCUCAUCAGAGCUGGCUAUGGUGGAUGGCUAAUGUACACUGCUGCCUCAGCUGGGGACUUGGGUUUUGUGCAAGUCCUUCUUGAGAGGAACCCUUUGCUGGUUUUUGGUGAGGGAGAGUAUGGUAUUACUGACAUACUAUAUGCUGCUGCCAGGAGCAAGAAUUGUGAGGUUUUCAGGUUGCUAUUUGAUUUUGCUAUUUCACCAAGGUUUCUAUCUGGCAAAGGAGGGGUGGUGGUGGAGGAGCAUGUUGGGAACAUUCCUUCUGUCUAUAGGUGGGAAAUGACCAAUAGGGCUGUUCAUGCUGCUGCCAGAGGAGGAAAUCUGAAGAUUUUGGAGGAGCUUCUAGCCAAUUGCUCUGAUGUUUUGGCUUACAGAGAUGCUGAUGGAUCAACUGUUUUACAUGCAGCUGCAGGAAGAGGCCAAGUUGAGGUUGUUAAAUAUCUUAUAUCAUCCUUUGACAUGAUAAACUCCACAGACCAUCAGGGUAACACUUCUUUGCAUGUGGCUGCUUCCAGGGGCCAAUUAGCUACAGCUGAAGCUCUUGUCUCAGCAUUUCCCACACUGAUUACAAUGAUAAACAACUCUGGAGAAACUUUUCUCCAUAAGGCUGUGUCUGGUUUUCAAUCUCACGCAUUCAGAAGAUUGGACAAGCAGGUUGACCUUUUGAGAAACAUGCUGAGUGGGAAGAACUUUCAUGUAGGGGACAUCAUCAAUGACAAGAACAAUGAUGGAAGAACUGCUCUUCACAUGGCCAUCAUAGGCAACAUUCACACUGAUCUUGUGCAGCUCCUCAUGACUGCUCCCUCAAUAAAUGUGAAUAUCUCUGAUGUUGAUGGCAUGACCCCAUUAGAUUACCUUAGACAACACCCCAAAUCUGCAUCAUCAGAUAUACUAAUAAAAAAGUUGAUCUCAGCUGGUGGAAUGUUUGGUUGUCAAGGUCAUAGUUCAAGAAAAGCCAUAGCUUCACACUUGAGAAUGCAAAGCAUUGGAAGCAGUCCUGGGACAUCAUUCAGAGUCUCAGACACUGAAAUAUUUUUGUACACUGGCAUUGAGAAUUUGUCAGAUGCUACUGCUGAUCAUGGAAAUGGAGGAGUGAGUUCAUCUUCAUCAGAACACAUUCCAUAUGACCCGAAUGCUGUUGAAAAUCGCGUUUCAACAGCUAACAAAAGGCCUAGUUCUGUGAACUAUGCAGCAGCAAGGUUGAAGAGAGCUCUUCAGUGGUCUAGAGUGAAAGACAAGAAAUAUGAAGAGAAGUUCAAAAAGUCUACAGAUGAGGGUUCAGUGGACUCAGUCAGGAAAUGGAAUAACAGUUUUGAUGAAACUCCAACCCCACUUAGGCAAAGAUUUUCUAGACCAGUUUCACUGCCUAACAACAAAAGAACUCUUUCUGUCAGGAGUCAGCAGUCAAGUCCAAAUGCUAAGAAGAGGUUUGCUUCAGGACUAGUGCAUGGAGUGAUGCAAUCCAUGCCACAAGUAAAGGUUUCAGGAAGAUCCAGGUCUAGUUCCUUUUCAAAGUCAUCAAUAUCUUCACCUAGAUCAAUAGACAAGCAAAAGGGAAUUUACAUUGACAAUGACAUUUCUGGGCCAUCUAGCUUUAAUCAACCACCACCUGAGGAUGAUGAAUCACCAAAGUUGGUAAAGAGAACUUCAGUUGGUAGGAAGUUGAGGGGCCAUUACUUCUGCUUUGGUGCACCUGGCCUUAAUGUCAAAAACACAGUUCACAGGCGGCAAGAAAGCCAGAGUUACAAGGCUCAUGCUGUUGCUGUGGCUUAACUGGAUGAGCUUAUAUAGAUAAUUCCUGACCAGGCUAAUUCAACAAAUAAAGGGAAAAACUGCUUUAUCAACUUUAAACUUACCUGUUAAGGGUUGCUAGGGGUUCUAUAGUUGUAAGUUUUUAUAGAUAUAUUUUGUUACUUAAGGAAUAGCUCAUCAUCCUCAAGUCCACUUUGUUAAUUGAAAACUUAUGUGUUAAAAGUAUGUUUCUUAUCAUAUUGGCAUCAAAUUGCCUUAAUUUGGUGCCUAGUAAUGUAAGAAUUAGCUUUGCCAAUGUGUUAUUUAAUCCUUUUGGUCACUGCA